UAUCUGCGGACGCAUGGCAGCAAACACUCUUGGAAGUGCAACGCCCAGAAAACCUGUCUUAUCUGUCAGAGAAAGAAAAAUUAAGGACAAUGCAGCUGAUUGGCAUAAUUUGAUCCUGAAAUGGGAAACCCUCAAUGACGCGGGCUUUGCUACUGCAAACGGCAUUGCCAACCUGAAGAUCCGGUUGCGGAGUGAAGAUAAGACAGAGUUACAGAGCAGCAGUCCGGCUUCCAGGGAAGAUACGGACAAGACGCUUCCAGAAUAUAGCAAGGAGCUCGAGACUCUGUGUGAGGAGCUGCAGACCACCUUGGAGGCUUUGGCCAAAAUACAGAUAAAAAUGGAAAAGCUAUCCUCGACCACCAAGGGGGUUUAUGAGCUAGAGAACUACCAUUACCGGGAUGGGAGGCCUCGCCCCCCACUAUUUCACACAUGGCCCACAGCCCAUUUCUCUGACAUGUAGAAUCCCAUAGAGCUAACUGAGUGAGAGAGACCGGCUGGUGAAAACUACCUGCAGCCGUCGCCUGUGUUUGCAGACUGAGGAUGGGACAGGCCACGGGAUUCUUCCAGGCACAAGCACUAGGGUCUGACAACGUCCGCAGCCCAACCCUGGGGGCUCGAGUCUACCAUUGGCUUCCCGCAGAACUGUGAGGAACUUGGUGCUACAGCACGGAUGGGGUACGUGACCCAGGAUGUGGCCCUCCUCUCAUGGAGGCUGCAGCGUCCCAGCAACAGGGAAAGAGGCAAAUAUUCCAGUAAAGACCCUACACGACAGGGAUGUCGUUUGGGAGAAAGUGAGCCUACCUCGCUGUGCAAAGUGUUGUGUCAGAAAGCACUGAAAGGCAACACUUCCUAGCGUCUCCUUCCUCUGCCCCUGGGGCACUCGCUGAUGGCUCACUACCGUAAAGGCCGCCCCUCACACAUCUCACAGCCAGGAAGCCCGCGUUUAGCACGUGGUGGAAAGGGUGUUCUGCUCCAGGCCGCCCUGCCCGGCAGGCUGUUGUCAGGAGCCCCAGAGGCAGGUGGGCAGGACUGGGCCCCCAGAACCACUGGCAGUUUUAUGCUUCCGGCAUACUUAAAAAAAUAAAUGCUC
Molecule: messenger RNA, 1090 nt
Organism: Lutra lutra (Eurasian river otter)
Lineage: Eukaryota; Metazoa; Chordata; Mammalia; Carnivora; Mustelidae
Product: cyclin-dependent kinase 2-interacting protein-like
Exons: 1
Coding region: 14-460 (148 amino acids)
Source: RefSeq, a predicted model, not a curated record